ACCUUAUAGUUUCUUCUUUCUUCGAUAUCUGUCACAAUUGUCUUCGUUACGAAUAAUAUAUAAUCGCGUGCUUCGAGUUGAUACAAAAAAGUAGAAUAAACGAAGGUCUUACAAACGUAAUAGGUCAGCAGAAUCAAAUUUAUAUCGACGAUGAAUGUUCUACAACUGGUUAUUAUAUGUCUCACUGGUCGAGUUGUAUUUGGCAAACCCGACGGCGCCCCGACAAAAAGUUGCUAUCAUAUGCAGCCUGAUCAUAAAAGAAGAGACGGUUUUCCUCCCCUUGUUCAGACUCGUCCUUUAGAUACGAUUCCAUACCAACUAAGAGCCAAAAUUGAAGGCGGAUUUAUUCGUCUUUUUAUAACCGGGUCGGAAUCAGAAUAUGUUGCUGGAUUUCUCAUUCAAGCACGGGAAAGCGAGCGGGGAAAACCAAUUGGGAAAUUUGAAUCCAGCGAUCUAGCAAAGUACCAGGAGUGCGACAAAGAUGAUCAGUACCCUGAAUUUUCAAGUAUAACACAUAAGGAUUCUAGCCGGAAGAAGAUGAAUAUCACAUUCCUGUGGAGUCCAGCCGAGCCAAUAACUAAAAACAUCACUGUCAGGUUUUACGCGACAUUGGCAAAGAAUCAUGAAACAUUCUGGCUAAGGGCUUCGAGUAACGAAAUAUAUGUUUUGGACCUGAAAAAUGGCGCACCAGGGCAACAUUCAUUCUUUUUUAUUUUAUCAUCUUUAACGAUCUUUUUAACGAUAGAUUUGUCGUUCGUUCAUUAUUAAUUAAUGCAAUAUACGUAAUAGAGCAAUGUCAUGUAGUAUUUUGGAAUUUUGUGUGAACAAUUAAAGACCGCAAAAUAUGCGUAUACCGAAGGAAAGGGAGUGGCGAUCAUUAGAUGCUCCGUUCAUGCAUGUAAUUAGAGAAUAAUCUAGGAAUUUUCUUGUAAUGCACGUUUUCACGCAGGUGAAGGCGUACGUGAGAUUUCUAUUCCUGUAUGAAUCCUCACUGACUCUUUCAUCUCAAACCUCAUAACCUGUAAGUUUUUUUAAUCCCAAAAUGCAUUAAACACAUGCCACAUAAAAUGAGCUUAUUAUAUGUUAAAAGGGAGUAAAAGCUGAGGUCCAUUGAUUUUGGUUUCGAUAACCUGAUCUGAAUCAUCUGAUAUAUAUAGGUCGCCACGUUGAUAUCUUUUACAUGGGUCUUGGGGCCGGUAUUCAAUAUUUCAAGUAUAAACUGACUUUUAACUGCAAUUUCAUAAUCGCAGGAUUAUACUAUACAAUAUUUUGGCAACUAUUGUUAAUAGAAAAUCAUUUUGUAUAUCAAAAUUUAGGUUAGGCAUCACCCAACUAAAAGGUCCCAAGUAUCUGUUUAGUAUAAUUUAUUGUUUUUACUUAAUUUGUAUAAACUAUACCUUUACAUACAACCGCCCCCUGGUAUAGAUUUUUCUGGCUCUGAAACGGCAAGGAAAAAAACUAAAGAGGCGAGUGAAAUGCUAGGCCGGAUAAACAUCAACCUUUUCAAAAAGUUUUUUCAUUAUAUCGGAUUCACAUCUCCAACUUUGACCAUAUAAGGAAGUCGGAUUUCGUCUUGACUCAACCGGAAAAACAUUGCAGUACCGUCUUACGUGUUCCCGCGACACUGUAGAUAUUUCAUAUAUUAUAUAUAAUUAAUUAUUUGUCGAUGUACAUAUCUAUUAUAU
Dendronephthya gigantea is the source of this 1685-nucleotide messenger RNA. Its product is annotated as putative defense protein 1. Gene Ontology annotation, molecular function: oxidoreductase activity, acting on metal ions. The record is from RefSeq and is a predicted model, not a curated record. Bases 151 to 768 code for a protein of 205 amino acids. The transcript has 4 exons. Lineage: Eukaryota; Metazoa; Cnidaria; Anthozoa; Malacalcyonacea; Nephtheidae.